UUCGCACGUACGUUUUUGUCCAGUUCACAUCGUUGCUCAGGCCAUUCGCCGUUGAAUAAACGAAAAAAUUAAUUUCAAACGCUAUUUUUCCAGUUUAUUGUUGAACUAAACAAGUGAUUGUGAAACAUUCAAUCUCUCUGUCUGUCACUAAUUUCUAAUCAAUAAUUUUAUGAUGGGUUCCUCCACAUCGAAAAUGCCAAUUAAAAGCAUCUUAGCUCGUCAAAUCUUUGACUCACGUGGCAACCCAACCGUUGAGGUUGACUUGACCACUGAGUUGGGAUUGUUCCGUGCUGCUGUGCCAUCAGGUGCAUCGACCGGUGUUCACGAAGCUUUGGAAUUGCGUGACAAUGAAAAGAACAACUACCAUGGCAAAGGUGUUGCCAAAGCUGUUGCUAACAUCAACACUGCAUUAGCCCCAGAAUUGAUCAAAUCCGGUUUGGAAGUCACCCAACAAACCGAAAUCGAUGAAUUCCUCAUCAAAUUGGACGGCACUGAAAACAAGUCGAAAUACGGUGCUAACGCUCUUUUGGGCGUUUCAUUGGCCGUUGCCAAGGCUGGCGCCGCCAAGAAGGGAGUCCCAUUGUACAAGCACUUGGCUGAUUUGGCCGGAAACAAAGACAUCAUCCUCCCAGUUCCAGCUUUCAACGUCAUCAACGGUGGCAGCCAUGCUGGUAAUAAAUUAGCAAUGCAAGAAUUCAUGAUCUUGCCAACUGGUGCAACCUCAUUCACUGAAGCCAUGAAAAUUGGCUCAGAAGUCUACCAUCACUUGAAGAAAGUCAUCCACGCCAAAUUUGGUUUGGAUGCGACCGCCGUCGGUGAUGAAGGUGGCUUCGCACCAAACAUUUUGGACAACAAAGAUGGUUUGAAAUUGAUCCAAGACGCUAUUGCGAAGGCUGGUUACACUGGCAAAGUCGAAAUCGGUAUGGAUGUUGCCGCCUCUGAAUUCUUCAAGGAUGGUCUUUAUGACUUGGACUUCAAGAAUCCAAACAGCGACAAAUCCGCUUGGUUGACUCCAGACAAGUUGACCAACUUGUACCAAGAAUUCAUCAGUGAAUUCCCAAUGGUUUCAAUUGAAGAUCCAUUCGAUCAAGAUGAUUGGGCUGCCUGGAGCAACAUCACCGGUAACACAAAAAUCCAAAUUGUCGGUGACGAUUUGACUGUAACCAACCCAAAACGUAUUGCCACCGCUGUUGAGAAGAAGGCUUGCAACUGUUUGUUGUUGAAAGUCAAUCAAAUCGGUACCGUUACCGAAUCCAUUCGGGCUCAUUUGUUGGCCAAACAAAAUGGCUGGGGCACCAUGGUAUCACAUCGUUCGGGUGAAACCGAAGACACUUUCAUCGCUGACUUGGUUGUUGGUUUGAGCACUGGCCAAAUUAAGACCGGCGCACCAUGCCGUUCAGAACGUUUGGCUAAAUACAACCAAAUCCUUCGUAUCGAAGAAGAAUUGGGCGCUGCAGCCAAAUACGCCGGAAAGAACUUCCGUAAACCACAAUAAACACCCUAAUAAUCACUCAACACGUGCAAAAACAAAAAAUCUAUUAUCUAACACACAUCUGGUUUAACUGAUUCAGUGUCUAGCUACACAAAAUGUAUCAAAAUUCCAACACAUAAAUUAAUUUAUAAAAAAUUCAACCAAAAAAAAACUGUAUCAAGUAAAGUAAUAAAAGAAAAUAAUUAUGUGAAAUGUUA
Molecule: messenger RNA, 1689 nt
Organism: Sitodiplosis mosellana (orange wheat blossom midge)
Lineage: Eukaryota; Metazoa; Arthropoda; Insecta; Diptera; Cecidomyiidae
Gene: Eno
Product: enolase
Exons: 5
Coding region: 170-1495 (441 amino acids)
Biological process (GO): glycolytic process
Cellular component (GO): phosphopyruvate hydratase complex
Molecular function (GO): phosphopyruvate hydratase activity; magnesium ion binding
Source: RefSeq, a predicted model, not a curated record